AGUGACUUGCCGGGCCGAUCAAGCCGCGCAGAGGAGAGAUCGACCCCCGGCCCCCACCUCGGGGCGGCGAUGGCCGCCGGCGACACCGCGACGGUCUUCCUGGAGACGACCCUCGGCACCCGCAUCGUCGUCUCCUUCCCCGCCGGCGCUACCACCGUCGCCGACCUCAAGGGCCGAGUGAGCGCGGAGCACGCCGCCUGUUUCCCCCGCACCGGGCCAAUCGCCGUCACGUCCUUGCAGGUUAAGCUCGAUGGCUCCUGGUUUCAGCUCACCGAUUCUAUGCCUGUGCGAGCUGCUUUCGAGUGGGUUAAGGGGCCCUGGCGCCUCCUGGCUGAGGCUCAUGAGCUUCGCUCUCAUCCGCUUGCUCGCAAGGAUGCCAAGUGUGGAACUAGUGAUGCUGAACCAAGUGCUGGCCGUCCUCUCAUCUCCGAGAACCCCACGCAGACGCAGUACUUGUUGCCUCCUGCAGGGUCUCAGGGAGGUGUCAGUCUUGCCUCUGGUGGUGGCGUCAGUGACACCCCACAGAUAAAUCAGCAGGAUAAACCUCAGGAAGGUGAUGAGCAUGCCUUGGGUCAGGGCAAAGAUGGAACUACCAUGCCACAGAAAAGUUCAGAUCUUGAUUUAGCCGCAGGCGACAGUGACACCCUACUGCCGAACCAGGAGGACAAACCUCAGGAAUGUCUUGAUCUUGCCUCUGGUCAGAUCGAGGAUGGAAUUACCAUGCCUCAAGAAAGUUCAGAUAUUGAUUUAGCUACAGGCAACAGUGGCACCCCACUGGCAAACCAGGAGGACAAACCUCAGGGAUGUGUUGAGCAUGCCUCCGGUCAGCUCGAAGAUGGAAUUACCAUGCCUCAAGAAAGUUCAGAUAUUGAUUUAGCCACAGGCGACAAUGGUACCCCACUGGCAAACCAGGAGGACAAACCUCAGGAAUGUGUUGAGCAUGCCUCCGGUCAGCUCGAAGAUGGAAUUACCAUGCCUCAAGAAAGUUCAGAUAUUGAUUUAGCCACAGGCGACAAUGGCACCCCACUGGCAAACCAGGACAAACCUCAGGAAUGUGUUGGGCAUGCCUCCAGUCAGCUCGAAGAUGGAAUUUCCAUGGCUCAAGAAAGUUCAGAUAUUAAUUUAGCCACAGGAGACAGUGGCACCCCACUGGCAAACCAGGAGGACAAACCUCAGGAAUGUGCUGAGCAUGCUUCCGGCCAGCUCGAAGAUGAAAUCAUCACGCCUCAAAAAAGUUCAGAUUUUGACUUAGCAGCAGGCGACAGUGACGCCCCACCAAUGAACCAGCAGGACAAAUCUCAUGAUGCUGUUGACCAUGCCUCUGUUCAGAGUGAAGAUAAGCCUACCAUGCAUCAAGAAAGUUCAGACCUUGGUGCAGCAGUAGGCAAAGGGAAUGGUCCUGUUGGGGGUCAACAAAAGGACAUCAUCACAGAACUAAGAGGGAAGAAACGUGUUAGGGAGGAAGAUAAAGCCAAUGAAAGCAUCGUUGUAAACUGUGGUGACAAUCUUUCCUCUCUUGCUAACUCCACUUGUAAUGCUGAAUUAUCUAAGAAAAAGAGUUGUGUGACUGAGCAAGCAAAAUUGAACAGUGUCCCCUUGCAAUAUGAUUUGGAAGACCAUUCACAUGGUUUGGGGGAAAAUCCCUCUGGUGGCCAGAAGGAGACCUCGACAGCUAGUGUGCAUAAUGUUGAAAGCAGAAACAAUGAAUCAGAUAUCCCACCUGGGAUUGAGUCCAUGGAAAGAGGAAAGUCUUCAGACAGAGAAGUGAAGACAAAUAGAGGUGACGAGGAACCACGGAUAGCUGGAUGUGGUGGUGAAAGCAGCUGCAAAAGAACAGAUGAUCCACACUGUGUUGAAUCGAUGAAAGAAGAUGUCAAGGGGCCAGUUUCCAAUAGCCAUUGUCAUGACAAAGGGAAAAAUGAAGGAGCCACAUCAGAUGAUAACAUAGAACGGAUUUGUUUCAGAAGAAGGCACAAGCGGAUUGUUGUGCGCAAAGUGCCUAUAAGCAAGGCAAUAAAGAUAUAUCCUAUCAGCCAUUCUUUUGGAGUUCAUGAAGUGGACGAAUGGGAUCAGCUUGCUGACACGUGCUGUAUCUUUUGAUUCGAAUCCAAGGUUGCUGAGAAAGCUGAGGACAAUUGAGAGAAAAUGGCAAAUGGUUUUGAGUAUAACCAUGCAUCUGAACCAGUGCAUUAGUGAGUGUUUCAUCAAGUAACAGUUGGAACCUGAGUUGUACCCAAGUUGUAUUCAAAUGGUUGUACGUGUAGCAUGGUCACCAAGAAGCUCAAUAGCAUCUGCCCCUCUAAACUCAUGAUCCAAUGGUGUAGUUCAUUAGGUUAUUUAAGGUAUAAUUCCAAUUUCUGAUGAACUUCUUACUACGGUCAUUCAAGACCAUGGUAUAAGAUGCUCAAUUGCUCAUCAUGGCUGACUUAUGGAGCUUGAUGCAACUUAAACAAUCUAUAUUUAGCUGGAAUGUCCUCAUCGGUUUAUUGCUGUAUCAAUUUUAUGUCAACCUGAUUUUGUUCAUGAACUUCCUUCUAGGAUUUUUUUGGCAA
Panicum virgatum (switchgrass) is the source of this 2552-nucleotide messenger RNA. RefSeq names its product dextranase. The record is from RefSeq and is a predicted model, not a curated record. Bases 70 to 2100 code for a protein of 676 amino acids. Lineage: Eukaryota; Viridiplantae; Streptophyta; Magnoliopsida; Poales; Poaceae. The transcript is spliced from 5 exons.